AGAAUAGAUAUCCAUGAACCAUGAGGUUGAUUUCCAGUUUUUCUUCGGUCAUCAUGAAUACAGCACUCUCGAUGUGUCUACUCUUACUGUUAUAUUAUAACGGCUCAUUAGUUUACUCUAAAAACCACACCAAAUGUGACGGGAUUUAUCGUAAAGGGCGUAUAUUACAUGGUAGAUUUGCGCUGUUAAGUAGCUCCAGCAUUACGGAAUGUGCCAAGCUUUGUUUUUAUAGACAACAAUGUAAGAGUUUCAGUUACUGUUUCACGAAAAAAAAGUGUAUUCUUUGCAGAAGUUUGAAAGCGAAACUUGGAGAAGAUGCCGACUCUGUAUUUAGUUUAAUCAAGACAUGGAAUCCGCGAAUUGCUGGAAGCUGCUUCAAUCAUUCAUGUAAGAUCAUGGAAAUGUGUUUACCAGGAAAAAAUGCCUACUACUGCUUACAAUUGGACAUUGACUGUGGUGUACCACUCCAGUUAAACUCCUCAGUGAUUACUUGGAUAGGUAAGUGGUCUGUGGGAUACAGGUGUUUGGUGGAUUUGAAUGGAGAAUAUGCUAGAAGAUCAGAUUGUCAGGAUUACGCAGUUUGGUCGAAACCAAAAGCAUGUCCUUAUUCGUGUAAACAGCCAUAUCUUGUAUCGUUCAAUAUGAUAAACAGUACUUACAGCGAAAGUUCCUGGAGGUAUGAAUGCCUGAAUACCAAUACAAGUUGCCGUAUGAAAACAAUUUGGCAUGACGGAUCAAACCAUUAUCUCGAUAUUUCCUGUACAAUGACGAAUAAUGGAAGCAGUCAGUCAACAAAUUUCAGUUAUUUUUGUACUAAAACUGAAAUCGUCGGUAAUUUUAAUCACAUUCGAUCCUGCUCACCACAGAAAUUUCGACACGGUUGUAAUAUAACAUGCGACGUACAAACAAAUAAGGACAACGAUUAUCCGAAAAGAAACUGCACACGAAGACUUUUUUGCAGAUGGCUGAGGUUUCCUGAAGUUCAGCCAAUACACUUUUGCAUACGUCAUAUAAAGAUAGAAAAUGGUACGAUAAGUUUUGAAGGUGUGAUGAAAAUGGUGUGUGAAGUUUUUGAUCAAUUUUCCAUUGAAGCUAAUAAAAGAAAACUCCCAGCUAGGUUGUUAGAUUUUCAUGUUGGUGUUUGGAAUAACACUUUGACUGAGAAAAUAGGAAGCACAACAAUAGACUCAGAGAAAGCGGACCCCUCUCAGACCGAAGUAUCAAAAACAAGUGACACAAGUGAGAAUCAAGAUGGGUAGUGUUGAAUCAAAUAAGGACAGAAAUCCAUAACUCCCAUUAUUUUAUGGAACUGUGAAACGACUUCGUAUAGGAUAGUGAAUUGAACAUUUUGAGCAGUAAAGAAGAAAAAAACUUUUUAAUUUGUUUUCCGUUUUAAAGUUGUCAGCUCGCAAUUUCAAAAAUUUUGGUCUCAUUUAUAUAUUCAUUUAUUCUGUUAUCUACGUUGAAUAUUUGCUCGAGAAGAAACCCAUUUUCUUCGACGAUCUUCAAUGUCGCAGGAAGUUCCGCUGCCGCUUGUUCGUCACCUGAUGUGCUUUUACCUUGCUUUUUAAGGAAGUGAUAACUUCUUCGGUUUUUAAAUGUCAUAAACCAUCCUUGACUUACCUUGAACUCUACAUCUUUCUCAUCUGGAUAUUUUUUAUUCAGGUCCUCGAACAAAAACGACGCUUUCUCCUGAACAAUUUCUUGACUAAGAGUAGCAUUUUAACGAUUCUGCCUAACAAUCCAAUUAGAUAAAAGACUUCCCAUUUCUUCAAAGA
Molecule: messenger RNA, 1778 nt
Organism: Octopus bimaculoides (California two-spot octopus)
Lineage: Eukaryota; Metazoa; Mollusca; Cephalopoda; Octopoda; Octopodidae
Source: RefSeq, a predicted model, not a curated record